AUUUCAUGACUAUCACGAGUCAUGUACAAAAAAGGAAGGUGAGCCUUCAUAUUUGUGAAGUCCGUGAUGAUAAGCGCGGCAUAAAUUGGGAGAAUUUCAAUCAAGAUCCAAGUUGUUGGAAACAAAAUGAAAAUAAAAUAAAAAAGGUAAGAGAGCGCCGUAACGGACCCAAUCAGUCCCACCGCACUUCGCGGUCACGGUCACCAUCCAUAUAUAAGCGCCUCCCUGCGUUUAGAUCUGCUUCAUUCUGUGCUCAUCCCAGUCUUGUAACGUUUAAACCGCGGUCUUAUUCCCUCUUGUCUCAGCGGAAUUUCUCCGAACACAAGGAGAUCUCUGGAAUUCGACUCCGGUGAUCAUGGCGUCCGCACUCGGAUCGACCGCUGACAAGCUCUCCGACCUCCACAUCAAUGGAGACUUGGCUUCAUCUGUUCCGAAUCUUCACAAGAACCUCGGCCUUCUCUCCCCGGACCAGAUUGAACUGGCGAAGAUGCUGGUGGAGAUGGGGCAGAGGCAUUUGUUUGAGAGUUGGCCUGGGCCAGGAGUCGAUGAUGAUGAAAAGAAGAGUUUCUUUGAUCAGGUUGCUCGGCUCAAUUCAAGCUAUCCUGGGGGUUUGGCAUCAUAUGUUAAAACUGCUAGAGAGCUCUUAGCAGAUUCAAAAGCAGGAAAGAACCCAUUUGAUGGCUUUACACCUUCUGUUCCAACAGGAGAGGUUCUGACUUUUGGUGAUGAUAUCUUCAUUAAUUUUGAAGAGGCAGGUGUGAGGGAAGCAAAGAAAGCUGCAUUUGUUUUGGUUGCAGGUGGGCUUGGGGAACGACUUGGAUACAAUGGAAUUAAGGUGGCUCUUCCAUCAGAGACCACCACAGCGACAUGUUUCUUGCAGCUUUACAUUGAGUCCAUUCUAGCUCUUCAAGAAGCUAGCUGUAGACUAACACAAGGUGAAUGUGGAACACAGAUUCCUUUUGUUAUAAUGACCUCAGAUGACACACAUGCACGCACUUUAAAACUGUUAGAAUCAAAUGGUUAUUUUGGAAUGAAACCUGAGCAAGUAAAACUUCUUAAACAGGAAAAAGUAGCAUGCUUAGAUGAUAAUGAUGCAAGACUUGCGGUAGAUCCUCAUAACAAAUACAGAAUUCAGACGAAACCUCAUGGCCACGGUGAUGUGCAUUCACUUCUCUACUCCAGUGGUCUUCUAAAUGUUUGGCACAAUGCUGGUUUGAGAUGGGUUCUAUUUUUCCAAGAUACAAAUGGACUUCUAUUUAAGGCGAUUCCAGCAGCAUUGGGUGUCAGUUCCACCAGAAAAUUCCAUGUUAAUUCUCUUGCUGUCCCUCGCAAAGCAAAAGAAGCUAUUGGUGGAAUUACGAAGCUCACUCAUGCUGAUGGGAGGACAAUGGUGAUUAAUGUAGAAUACAAUCAGCUUGAUCCUUUACUUCGAGCAACUGGAUAUCCUGAUGGAGAUGUAAAUUGUGAAACAGGCUAUUCUCCUUUUCCUGGGAAUAUAAACCAAUUGAUUUUGGAUCUUGGCCCUUACAUUGAAGAGCUUACAAAAACAUGUGGUGCUAUAAAGGAGUUCGUUAACCCAAAAUACAAAGAUGCUAGUAAAACCUCUUUUAAGUCCUCAACUAGACUGGAGUGUAUGAUGCAAGAUUAUCCAAGAACAUUGCCUCCAUCAGCAAGGGUUGGAUUCACAGUGAUGGAUACAUGGCUUGGUUAUGCUCCUGUAAAGAACAACCCUGAGAAUGCUGCUAAGGUACCAAAAGGGAAUCCAUAUCACAGUGCAACUUCUGGAGAAAUGGCCAUAUAUCAAGCUAACAGCCUUAUUCUCAGAAAGGCUGGUGUCCAAAUAGAUGAUCCCGUGAAACAAGUGUUCAAUGGACAAGAGGUGGAGGUGUGGCCUCGAAUCGCAUGGAAGCCAGAAUGGGGGCUGAUUUUUUCAGUGGUCAAAAGCAAAGUUAAUGGAAGCUGCUCCAUCUCUCAAAGAUCUAGCAUGAUUAUUAAGGGGCGUAAUGUCCUCUUGAAGGAUCUAUCUCUAGAUGGCACUCUUGUUAUCAACUCUGUUGAGGAUGCAGAGGUGACAGUGGGAGGUUCUGUGCAAAACAAGAGUUGGAUUCUAGAAAAUGUUGACUAUAAAGAUACAUCGGUGCCUGAAGAAAUCAGGACUAGGGGUUUCAAAGUCAACAAAAUUGAGCAGUUGGAAAAAAAUUAUAGCAAGGCUGGGAAGUUCUGCUUGGAGCCUUGAAAGAUCAACUUACCCGAAAGGAAUACCAAUGUCUAAACUAUUGUCUUCAUUAAUUCAUGCUAAUAAGUUGCUCUUGAAUUCUUGGAUUUUGGCGGAAAUAAAACCUUCUGAUCCCUUUUGUAAGUUGUACAGUCUUCAUAUCUUGAUGAGUGAAUAAAAAAGUGUUGCUUUUCAGUUCUCA
Molecule: messenger RNA, 2417 nt
Organism: Malania oleifera
Lineage: Eukaryota; Viridiplantae; Streptophyta; Magnoliopsida; Santalales; Ximeniaceae
Product: UDP-sugar pyrophosphorylase
Exons: 17
Coding region: 356-2236 (626 amino acids)
Biological process (GO): UDP-N-acetylglucosamine biosynthetic process
Molecular function (GO): UDP-N-acetylglucosamine diphosphorylase activity
Source: RefSeq, a predicted model, not a curated record